AACCACCCAGUCCAAUUAUUCUCAAUUCGAUCCGAAUAGUGAGUGAAAGUUUGAAAACAGAAGCAAUUCACAGACGAAACUUAAUCUAGAGAAUGGCCGGUAGGUUUGACAAGCAAGCUGGUUUUUACGCGGAUGCUAGGCCAACUUAUCCAACCGAGUGGUACUCCAUGCUGGCUGCUCUAACUCCGCACCACUCUUUAGCUUGGGAUGUUGGCACCGGCAAUGGUCAAGCUGCUAUUGGUGUUGCUGAGCAUUAUGAGCAAGUAGUUGGAACCGAUGUGAGUGAGGCUCAGUUGAAACUUGCAAUGCCACACCCUCGCAUUCGAUAUCUCCACACUCCAUUAUCCAUGACAGAUGAUGAAUUAGUGGCCUUGAUUGGAGGAGAAAAUUCAGUUGAUUUGGUUACUGUGGCCGCAGCUGUCCACUGGUUUGAUCUCCCCAAGUUCUACUCCAUAGUAACACGGCUUCUAAAAAAGCCAGGAGGUGUAAUUGCUGUUUGGGCUUAUCAUGACAUAGAAGUUAGCCCCACUUUUGAUCCCAUAUUGAAGCGUUUUCGUGACACACUUCUUCCCUAUUGGGACCCAAAAAUAAAAGGCGUAUAUGAUGAUUAUAAGAUACUUCCAUUUCCUUUUGAAAGUGUAGGUAUAGGAUGUGAGGGGAAACCACAACAACUAGAUAUACCAAAGGAGGUGUCACUUGAGAAAUUCUUGAAUAUGUUCAGGUCAUGGUCUCCAGUAAAUACAGCUAAGGACCAAGGUGUUGAUUUGUUGUCAGAAAGCGUGGUAAAAGAAUUUGAGAGUGCUUGGGGAGGACCUACAUUGGUCAGAUCAAUCAUCUAUAAGGGCUUUAUGCUUGCCGGAAAAGUUAGGCUUUAAUUUCUUUUUGGGUAGAAACCAGGUAAGGGACUGAGAAAAGAGGGAGUGGGUUGUUUAUGAUUGUUGCAUAAAAUAUUGUAACGGUAAUAAAGAUACAAAAGUUUAUUCUCUUUAUGUCCCAUUGAUAUUCUAUUAUGAACUGGAAAAUAAAAUGAUAAUUUAGUCGAUUCGAGACCAA
This is a messenger RNA of Quercus robur (English oak), 1053 nucleotides long. RefSeq lists its product as uncharacterized. The transcript has 2 exons. Gene Ontology annotation, molecular function: S-adenosylmethionine-dependent methyltransferase activity. The coding region runs from base 93 to 875 and encodes 260 amino acids. Lineage: Eukaryota; Viridiplantae; Streptophyta; Magnoliopsida; Fagales; Fagaceae. The record is from RefSeq and is a predicted model, not a curated record.